Anoplopoma fimbria (sablefish) is the source of this 2611-nucleotide messenger RNA. It is a transcript of the gene ildr2b, whose product is annotated as immunoglobulin-like domain containing receptor 2. Gene Ontology annotation, biological process: pancreas development. The record is from RefSeq and is a predicted model, not a curated record. Gene Ontology annotation, cellular component: membrane. NCBI's taxonomy places the organism in Eukaryota, Metazoa, Chordata, Actinopteri, Perciformes, Anoplopomatidae.
CGUAUGCACCGGACGUGUGGGCCUCUGUCGGACCAGCGCCUGGUUCGGACUCACCUAUGAAGUGGUACAGUCCCGUUAGACGCAGUCUGUGAGUCCUGUUUACUGCCGCAGAUAACGGACAGCCAGAAUGAGCAACAUGCGGAUAAACUGCACUUUACCAUAAAACGGACUGUAUAAUGAACUUUUACCGGCUGGCUAUUUUACUGGGAGCAUCGGUGUGUGUGUGUCAUGGCGUGCAUGUCACAGUGCGGGAGAAGCAGCGGUUUGCGAUGCUCUUUCAGUCCGUGGUCCUCCCCUGUCAGUACCAAACGGCCUCCACUCAGACCCCGGUGGUGCAGUGGUGGUACAAGUCCUACUGUCGAGACCGCACACGAGAGUCCUUCACCCUGCCCCAGAGUUUGGGCGUCCAGGCCUCCGAGCUGGGCGCCACGUCUCACCUGGAGUGCUCCGACAGCGGCCGCACGGUUCGGGUUGUAGCGUCAGCGCAGGGAGCCUCCAUGACGCUGGCUGAGCACUACAAAGGAAGAGACAUCGCCAUCGUCAACAAAGCAGACCUGCGCAUCGGGGAGCUGCAGUGGGGUGACAGCGGAGUGUAUUUCUGCAAAAUCGUUAUUGCCAAUGAUCUAGAGGGGAAGAAUGAGGCCCAGCUGGAGUUACUGGUGCUCGGCAGGACAGGUCAGCAGGACGAUAUCCUACCUGAGUUUGAAGUGGAGAUUAUGCCAGAGUGGGCGUUUGUGGGAUCUGUAGUCCUGGGCAGCAUCUUGGUCCUGUUACUGUUGGGGAUCUGCUGGUGCCAGUGUUGUCCUCACUCCUGCUGUUGCUACGUCAGCUGCUGCUGCUGUCCUGAAACCUGCUGCUGUCCACGACACUUAUACGAGGCAGGGAAGAUGGCAAAGAGUGGCAUGCAUGCUCAGGUUCCUGUGUAUCCCUACUACAUCCCUGGUGUCCCUACUGUUGUUCCUCUUGCCCCUUCAUCCCAUGUGGAGACAAAGAUCGUCUCCAUCCCCUCAAUGGAGAAUAACCUGGCUGGAGCCCGCAUUGGUUAUCGACUGAAAUCCAGUCCAGACCAGGACUCAAUGAAAGUUCUGUACUACAUUGAGAAGGAGAUGGCUCAGUUUCCCUCUGACAAGAUGGCUGCAUUUAAACCCAGUAGCCUCUCGGAGCUGAGCUCUCUUCACGAUGGAGGGAAUACAGACUUCAGACACACCUAUCAGACGGUGCAGAUGAAGGCGCUCCCGCCCAUCCCAGACCUCGACGACCGGUCAGUGCUGAGAGCAGCUCCACCUACACAGAGUCGAAGACUCAGACGGGACAGAGGCAACCAAUCAGACGAUGAGCUUGACAGAAGGCGGAACCCGCACUCAGAGCGCCUGCAGAGGAAGACGUUGUCCAGAAGAGGGCGCACCGGCUCCCUGGACGAGCUCGAGGACUUCGCCCAGUCUUACGGGUCCCGCGGUCGUCGCGCUGAGCCUCCGGACCGGUACUACGAGCGGGACUAGCCCCCGAGGCGUUUCUACAGGGAUGAUGAAGACGACGGCUGGGCCCGCCGCAGCCCCUCGCCUUUACCACAGAAGAGGAGGGACACGUGGGACAGCGACCGUCCCGGUAGACCGCCCCAGGACAAAGGCUACGACGACGCCUUCCUCAACAGCGUGCUGGACCGCAAGUCGAGGGUGCGGGGGGGGGACCGAGGGGCCUGCAGACCGGACGACGACAGCGACACUCCCUCUAAAGGCAGCUCCAGAGGCAAGGGCAGCGACAGCUACUACAGCCGGUCGCCUAGCAACCGUCCGGAGGAGGAGGACCCUCUGCCUCCGUACUGUGAGCGGGAGGCGGAGCGGUACCGCAGGGCGGACCCGACCGCCGACAGGUACCGCACCGUAGAGCCCCACAGGUCAGAGCCGUACAGGUCAGAGCCGUACAGGACCACUGACCCCGCCACCAGGCCCUUCUGUUACUCCCGCCCCCAGGGAGGGUCCCAUACUCUACAACAGGGGGCCCGAGAGGACAGAGACAGGAGCCGGAACCUGAGCACCGCACUGAGCAGAGGCUCUCUCAUAGUGUGAGAAGGUUUCCCAGCCUCGACCUGCACAGCACAGCACAGCACAGCACAGCCAGUCUGUUUGAUUAAACCGUCCUGUUGCUAGACAGGAAAGCUAACGGUUCUGCCAUCAACCACACGAAGUCUGGCUCGUCUCACAGAAAAUAACUGCACCAAAAAAACAGCAGUAGUGGAUUGAAAAUGCUGAGAAAUGACUGUUCACUAGUACGGGACGUUUUUACGCAUGUGCAUGAACUAUAUCUGGGUAUUUCUUCAUGUGCAGCCUACAGAUGUUAUGUACGUGUUUAUUUGUUGAGGUGAAUGACUGGAUUUACUGACACUAGUGCCAAGAUCUUUUUUGUGUUAUUAUUAUCUGCCAAGUUUUUUAUCUGCAGGAUGCCACAGUCUUAUAUUACUACAGACUUCACUCUUCUCACUCAGUGCAUUGCAACUCAGGUUCACUUUGUAUUUGUGUGUUUGUCUGUUGUUGAUAUUGUACUGUAUGUAAGUACUGUACCUUGAAUUUGUUUUAAAUUGCACUGCUUAAAUACUUUUUAAAUAAAUAAAAAA